Molecule: messenger RNA, 1430 nt
Organism: Phyllostomus discolor (pale spear-nosed bat)
Lineage: Eukaryota; Metazoa; Chordata; Mammalia; Chiroptera; Phyllostomidae
Gene: PPIL3
Product: peptidylprolyl isomerase like 3
Exons: 7
Coding region: 380-865 (161 amino acids)
Biological process (GO): protein folding; protein peptidyl-prolyl isomerization
Cellular component (GO): catalytic step 2 spliceosome
Molecular function (GO): peptidyl-prolyl cis-trans isomerase activity
Source: RefSeq, a predicted model, not a curated record
AACUCUGGAGUUGCCUAAAGUAGUUCCGGGUUAGGAUUCCUGUCCUAGUGUUGAGAGAGCUUCCUUUCACUGUCAAAAGUGUUCCCGGUGGAGAUAAAUUACAUUGUAUCCCUAGUUCUACUUGUCUUGGUUUGAGCUAGAGGCGGGGCGGCGGCGAAGGCGAGCCCACGAGAGGCGUUCUCUCUAAUGCGUCCCUUGCUCAGCUUCCGGUGGCCUGAAGAAACUAAUUUCGAAUCUGCACACCUGUGGGGGCAUCUGCAAUUCACCUUUUCUGAAAGUUUUAGCAACAGCUCUGCUUACCGAAGUGGGCAAAUUCGUUGUUGAGCUUCUCUAGAUGAGACUGGGAGAAAUUAAGUAAAAGUAACCAUCAAGAAGAAAAAUGUCGGUAACACUGCAUACAGAUGUAGGUGAUAUUAAAAUAGAAAUCUUCUGUGAGAGGACACCCAAAGCCUGUGAAAAUUUCCUGGCUCUUUGUGCCAGUAAUUACUACAAUGGCUGUAUAUUUCAUAGAAAUAUAAAGGGCUUCAUGGUUCAAACAGGAGAUCCCACAGGUACUGGAAGAGGAGGUAACAGUAUCUGGGGCAAGAAAUUUGAGGAUGAAUACAGUGAAUAUCUUAAGCACAAUGUUAGAGGUGUUGUAUCUAUGGCUAAUAAUGGCCCAAAUACCAAUGGAUCUCAGUUUUUUAUUACCUAUGGCAAGCAGCCACAUUUGGACAUGAAAUACACAGUAUUUGGAAAGGUAAUAGAUGGUCUGGAGACUCUAGAUGAAUUGGAGAAGUUACCAGUAAAUGAGAAGACAUACCGACCUCUUAAUGAUGUGCACAUUAAGGAUAUAACUAUUCAUGCCAACCCAUUUGCUCAGUAGCUUUAAUAGACAUGGACAAAUGCUUGCCAAACUCUUUGAGGAACACACCUACAACAGGUUUACCCAGUUUUAAUUAUGUCAUACAUUGCAUCAUCCUACUUGUUUACAACUAAGGUCUUCUGAGUUAGUGGUACCAAAAGGAACCAAUUAGCUUUUAUUCCCAUUCUUAGAGCAUAUUCUUUACUAUAACUAUUAUCCAAUGUAUUUAAGUUUAGUUUUUUUUAAAUUCUGUUUAAUUUUUGUUACAUAAAAACAUUCAUUUUUAAAUGCUGAGUCUCAAAUCAGUCAUUUUGAGCGCCAUAAUUAUAAACCCCUACUAUAUCUAGUCCACAUCGUGAAGUAUUAUUUUCCAUUAGUUGUUCACUUUGUGCAGUUAGAAAGAGGAAGGACAAGAUAAAGAGAGGGUCUAGAAAGGCCAACCAAUACAUUUGCUAUUUUAUUUGGUGUUCGGAUUUAUAAUAAAGGCUGAGAUAUCCUAGACUCCAGUAAACACACAGAAUUUCCCAACUGAUUUGCCCAUGGAACAUUUUUUUAAAGCAUAUCUUUUAAAAUAUUGCACAAUAAA